AUGCCCUUGUUUAAAAAGUUUGUUGAACCUGGUCGUCUAUGUCUUUUGACAUACGGACCUAACUCUGGAAAGCUUGUUUUCGUGGUUGAUGUGGUCACUCCCUCAAGGAUUCUCGUCGAUGGUGCUGACGUUACAGGUGUUAAGAGGCAGCAGGUUCCAAAGACCUGGCUUAAGUUGACUGACGUUAAGGUCGACCUACAGAGAGGUGCGAAGACCAAGACCGUUUCCAAGGUCGCCAAGGCCGAAAAGGCCCUAGAGCUGUUCGACAAAACGUCCCUCGGAAAGAAGCUCCGCGUUGUAGAGAAGAAGAAGAACUUGAACGACUUCCAGAGGUUCAAACUAAUGGUAGCGCAGCGCCAGAGGAGGAAGCUUCUGAAGCUUUAA
Molecule: messenger RNA, 384 nt
Organism: Theileria orientalis strain Shintoku
Lineage: Eukaryota; Apicomplexa; Aconoidasida; Piroplasmida; Theileriidae
Product: 60S ribosomal protein L14
Exons: 3
Coding region: 1-384 (127 amino acids)
Biological process (GO): translation; ribosomal large subunit biogenesis
Cellular component (GO): cytosolic large ribosomal subunit; ribosome
Molecular function (GO): structural constituent of ribosome; RNA binding
Source: RefSeq, a predicted model, not a curated record